UACUAUCUAGGUAUAAUAGGAUAAUUCGUAUAUUUAAGUUGGCAACAAAGUUUUACCUCGCAUCAGUAUAAUAUGCAACAGAAAUAGAUUGAAUAAGUUUCUUUGCUAUUGAAUCUAUGUAAAAACGAAAAGUGGCGUAUGUUAAUAUUUUGUCUUUAUAAAUCGUUAAAUUUUAUUAUUACUUAUUCUAUACUGAUGGACUGCACAAUAUUUAAAACUAAUUUAACUUUGUUUCCUUUAUAAUUAAACGGAAAAAAAGAUUAGUGUUAUUGUGCUAAAGAGUUAAACAGUGUAAUCUUACAUAAAAUAUGAAUUUUGGAUUCGAUGCUUCAAAAACUCAAGGCAAUGCAACAACCACGACGAAUAUGGCUACACCAACAAGUUUCACAUUCGGCGUUACUGGAGCUGGAGAUGCAGGUAAACAAAUGACACCUGGGUUAACGAUUACAUCCGUACCAAAUAAACCUGGAAAUCUUUUCGGAUCUGGAAUAACUACUCCAGGCCAAAGUACAGGUUUUACGUUUGGCACUACAUCAAGCACUUCUGCGCCUACUAUAGGAGCAACAUAUGGUAGUAUUAUAACGAAUAAUCCGACUACGGGAUUUGGAGGAUUUGGUGCAGCCACAUUGGCUAUUUCUACGGCAAAUGCUAGUACUCCUGCUACUGUUGCAUCUACAGGAUUUACUACACAGGCACAGGCGUCUACAGUACUUACAGGUAGCGAAAAUGUGCAAACGUCUGCAGCGACUGGUCUAACUUUUGGAACAUUAAGUUCUGCAACCCCUAGUAUUACUGGAUUUAAUAUUGGUGGCACCACGACUACCGUUACAACCACUACCACACCUACUUUUACUUUUGGAGGUGCAACUACAACAACACCUACUGUAACAGCAUUUUUACAAGAUGCAACAAAAACGUCUACGAUACAAACAGGAUUUACGCUCACACCAUUCACUACUGCAGGAUUUGGAAUAACUAAUACAUCUGCCACUACCACAGCUGCAGGAUUUUCUCUAGGUACAACUACAACAACUUCAGCUGUACCUAUCUUUACAUUUGGUACAACUGCAUCUAGUACUACUGGUUUUAUGCUAAACAAAACAACAUCUGUUACUGCGUCUUCAAACAUUGCAACUGUCACUACUCAUACCACUUUAGGAACUACAACUACAGUCAGUUCCUCUGCUAAUGCUGUACAGCCAGGAGGUAUUAAUUUUUGUCAACUUGAGGAGUCCAUUAACAAAUGGACUUUAGAAUUGGAGGAACAAGAAAAAGUAUUUGUAAAUCAGGCAACACAAGUUAAUGUGUGGGACAAAUUACUUAUAAAUAAUGGAGAAAAAAUAGUAACUUUGAAUCAGGAAGUGGAAAGAGUUAAACUUGAACAACAACAAUUAAAACAUGAAUUAGACUAUGUUGUUGGUCAGCAAAAAGAAUUACAAGAUUGUUUAGUACCACUUGAAAAAGAAUUGGCAUCAUUAUCUGUCUCAGAUCCAGAAAGAGAAUACACUUAUCGUCUGGCAGAGAGUAUUGAUACUCAAUUAAAACAGAUGUCGGAAGAUUUAAAAGAAAUAAUAGAACAUCUGAACGAAGCCAAUCGAAUCCAAGAUUCUAGUGAUCCAAUUGUACAGAUUAGCAAGAUUUUAAAUGCACAUAUGAACAGUUUACAAUGGCUUGAUCAAAGAACAGCUCUUCUAACUCAAAAAAUACAACAGAUCGAUCAAAUGCACCAAAACUUUAGACAAGAAAACGAACGAAGUUUCAAUUUAGCUUACAAUUAAUUCUAGCAAAAGUUUUUCUACAUGUCUAUGAUUAAUUUCUAAAACACAAAAACAAUCAUAUCUUAUAUAUUUUUGAAAAAGAUUGAGAGAAAAAACUUGAUCUAAAAAAAGGAAAAUAAAUAUGCUUUUUAUUUCAUACUUUAUAAUUUAAUUAAUCAAUUUUUUUGUUAUACUGCAAUUGCAGGAACAAAGUAGC
Molecule: messenger RNA, 1974 nt
Organism: Polistes canadensis
Lineage: Eukaryota; Metazoa; Arthropoda; Insecta; Hymenoptera; Vespidae
Gene: Nup62
Product: nuclear pore glycoprotein p62
Exons: 4
Coding region: 309-1778 (489 amino acids)
Biological process (GO): RNA export from nucleus; protein import into nucleus
Cellular component (GO): nuclear pore central transport channel; nuclear pore
Molecular function (GO): structural constituent of nuclear pore; phospholipid binding
Source: RefSeq, a predicted model, not a curated record